Strongyloides ratti is the source of this 414-nucleotide messenger RNA. RefSeq lists its product as hypothetical. The transcript has a single exon. Bases 1 to 414 code for a protein of 137 amino acids. NCBI's taxonomy places the organism in Eukaryota, Metazoa, Nematoda, Chromadorea, Rhabditida, Strongyloididae. The record is from RefSeq and is a predicted model, not a curated record.
AUGCCACUAUCAGGUGAUAUAAAAAGUAUGAUGGCAAUAUCAAGUGAAUCAAAUAAUGAAAAAAAUUCAAAAGAAAUUAAUAAUAAUAAACCUAUUGAAAGUAUAAGUAGAACAAUAAGUGGAGAAACAAAAGAUGUUAAAGAUUAUGAAGAAUAUUUUGAUAGAAAUCCUGACACUUAUUUAGAUGAUCUUGAUAAAAAUACUAAUGAUACCAAUAUACCAAAUACAAAUGAUACUUUAUUAUUUUUUCCAAUAAAAACACGAAUAUUUAUUGAUAAAAUGUUACCUAUUUUUGAUGGAUCAACAGACAAAAAAGAGAAAUACUAUCAAAUUGAAAAUGAACGGUUUGCUAAUCAAGGAGCCACCAGAGAUGAUUUUAGUAAGACUAAUAAUAACACAUCAAAUAUAUUUUAA